Messenger RNA from Helianthus annuus (common sunflower), 1639 nucleotides. RefSeq lists its product as uncharacterized. The record is from RefSeq and is a predicted model, not a curated record. Bases 404 to 1510 code for a protein of 368 amino acids. NCBI's taxonomy places the organism in Eukaryota, Viridiplantae, Streptophyta, Magnoliopsida, Asterales, Asteraceae. The transcript is spliced from 8 exons.
CCUUGUCCAUUUCCCUUUCCCUCCAUUCUACCCUGCACAUCUCCACUCACCAUCUCCAGAGCCUUAAUAUGGUUCCAAAUUAGGGUUUCUGGUGUCUCCGUUCCAAGCUGUGCUCCGUCCACGCCACUCAAAACGCUAGGGUUUCUGGUGUCUCCACUCACCAUCUCCAGAGCCUUAAAGAUUCCGGCCGCCUCCAGUCAAUUUCUACCACCUCCGGUAACAUCCACUGAAAUCCAACCACCUCCGGCGACAUACACGUGUUUGUAGGUCACCUCCACUAAAAUGCAACCAUUUCCGGUCAUCUCUGCUGAAAUCCGGUCACCUCUAUUGAAAUCCGGCCAUCUCCACUGAAAUCCGUGCACCUCUGGACAAGAUUUCUUUUUGGGUUUUGCUUGUGUAUCUGAUGGCUGAUGUGAUGGGCAUGGGUCACGGGGGGGACGGAGCCGGGGAUCAACCACCUUGUGGUGGCGGUUUUUGUCCCGGUAACCAUCAACAGGACCUUGUUCCUCGGAAAAAGACAAGGGGGAAGGCCAAAAACCUUAAACUCGAUGCAGAGUUGAGGAGAACGGGGCGACCUUUAACCCUUCCAAUUGAUACAGAGUGUACGUUCCAUCCGGUUGGUAAGCCAUGUGACUAUUUUACCCGCGAGGUGGGUAUAUACAUGUGGCGUAACAUUCCAUUAGAUAGAUCAGGUUGGAAGAAUGUUGAUCAGUUUGAGAAGACUUCCUUGGAUGUGCAUCUAAAAGCAAAAUUUGAUCUUGCUCAGGUUGAAAAGGAUAUCCAUGCCUCUAAGAUUAAGGGUGGCAUACAACAGGUGAUCCAAAAGCGGUUCAGCGACCGUAAACACUAUGCUAAACUUGAAUUUCUGAAAGGUGGAGGGUAUGCCGACAUAGAGGGAGCAAGGAACAAAGUCCCCGAAGAUAUGACUAGAGAAAACUGGCAUAAAGCAAUUCGUCAUUUCUUAACGCCCGAACAUAUCAAACGGUCAUUAGCUAACGCAGCAUGCCGCGGGAAGCAGAGAUACGCAAACCGAGGGGGAUCAAGCUCUUAUGCUAGUACUUCUUUCAAAGAGAGUUUGCAACGACUCGAAGUGUUCCACAAAACCCAUACCGAUAAAGAUGGGAAUUUUUCCAGCUCGGUAGCCGAAGAGGAUUAUCGCCGAUUAGUGUUAGAGUAUGAGGCUUUGAGUCAACGCUCGUGUGAAGAAGGUGGUAGUUCUUCACAACCGGGUGAUCUUGCAAUCUUCGAGAAUGUGUUGGGUUCGAGGCGUGGUCAUACUCGAGGUAUUGGGCCUAAACCUUGUUCAAGUACAUCGCGGGUUGUCUCUGGUGAGGAGUCGCAAACUCCACAAUUUUCAAAGGCACUAUUCCAGAGUUGGUUCCAAAACCCGGAUUUUAGAAAUGAACUUCAAAACUUUUUGAGUUCGAGUUACCCGACAAAGUUUGGAAGCGAAGAUGUUGAUGGUGAAGAAGCGGAUGAUGGCAGCGAUGAUGACAUGGAUAUGAUUUAAAAUUAUAACGUUUUAGAUGUUAAGUAGUUUAUGACGUAUUAGUGACUUAAAACGAUUUCGGAUUGGUGACGUUUAUGUAGUUCACGCUUAUGUAGUUUAUGCUUAAUUAAUUUUUAUGUUUGGUUAGUU